This is a messenger RNA of Parasteatoda tepidariorum (common house spider), 1176 nucleotides long. It is a transcript of the gene Dhpr, whose product is annotated as dihydropteridine reductase. The record is from RefSeq and is a predicted model, not a curated record. Lineage: Eukaryota; Metazoa; Arthropoda; Arachnida; Araneae; Theridiidae. Gene Ontology annotation, cellular component: cytoplasm. Gene Ontology annotation, molecular function: NADPH binding; 6,7-dihydropteridine reductase activity; NADH binding. Gene Ontology annotation, biological process: L-phenylalanine catabolic process; tetrahydrobiopterin biosynthetic process.
UCGAUACCGAAUCUAUUUAUUUUUUAUUUUAUGAUGCAAUAAAUGUAGAUCACAACUGUUCGGCUUAAGUGCUAAUAAUCCCUUGUCCUCUUUUCCUAAUCACAUUUAAUUCGAUUUAUCGGUUUAACUUUCUUUUUCAUUCUAUACGGAUUUCCUUGACUCAUCCUUAUUUGUGAAUCUUUCUUCAUUUUACUGAAGAUUAAAUUUUAUUAUUUUUCUAAAUUAAAGCUCAAGGAUAUAGAAUUUGAAAGUCUCUGAGUUGAUAGAUUUGAUAUUUCUUUAUCUAACAUUUAUAAGAUUAUCUCUCAGUAAAAAAUCAUUAAUUUUAUAAACAUGAGUACCAAUGCCGGCCGCGUUCUCGUGUAUGGUGGAAAAGGAGCAUUAGGAAGUACCAUUAUAUCUCAUUUUAAAGCGUGUAAUUGGUGGGUAGGUUCUAUAGAUCUUUCUAGUAAUGAGGAAGCACAUGCUAAUGUUGUUGUGAAACCGAGUGAAUCCUGGACUGAACAGGAAUCUGAAGUUAUAUCAGGAGUUUCAAAAAUUUUAAAUAAUGAAAAAGUUGAUGCAGUCAUUUGUGUUGCUGGAGGCUGGGCUGGUGGAAAUGCUGCUUCAAAAGAUCUUGUGAAGAAUUCUGAUCUUAUGUGGAAACAGAGUGUAUGGACUUCAGUAAUCUCAGCUAAAUUAGCAUCAGAACAUCUUAAAGAAGGAGGUGUUCUAACAUUGACUGGAGCUAAAGCUGCACUAGAAGGGACCCCUGGAAUGAUUGGAUAUGGGAUGGCUAAAGGAGCAGUGCAUCAUUUGGUCCAAAGUUUGGCUGCUCCUAAAAGUGGAUUACCUGAUGGAGCGACAACUUUAGCAAUAUUGCCAGUUACUCUAGAUACACCAAUGAAUAGAAAGUUCAUGCCAGAUGCUGAUUUUUCUACCUGGACACCUUUGACUUUUGUUGCUGAGUUGCUGCUAAAUUGGGCACGUGGAAGCAAUUGUCCAAAAUCUGGCAGUUUGGUGCAACUUAUAACUAAAGAUUCUGUGACAGAAUUGAAGAUGGAUUGAGUGUUAAAAAUAUAUCUAUUAUAUAUUUGAUGUGAGCUUUCAAUGUAUUGAGUAAAAAUUCCAAUCAGGAAAAUUAUAAAUGUCAACAAAUGAUAAAUUGAGUAAGAUCUGAGUAUGCUUGUUAAUCUG